AUGUCUGAACUGGAGGCUGAGAGACCAACAUCCUUCGCCAGCUGGCUUCUGGUCUUAAAAAUGGAUUAUCGCCUGUGCUGGAGUUUGCGAUAUGAAAGAUGUUUUAAAGCAUUCGCCGCAAUGCUGAAUGCCAACCAUGGCGUGCGAAGACAAAAGGUUUAA
Molecule: messenger RNA, 162 nt
Organism: Histoplasma mississippiense
Lineage: Eukaryota; Fungi; Ascomycota; Eurotiomycetes; Onygenales; Ajellomycetaceae
Exons: 2
Coding region: 1-162 (53 amino acids)
Source: RefSeq, a predicted model, not a curated record